GCGAAAAGUUGUUUCCCCUUAAUUAUUGCCGCCAUUUUUUUGCAGUUUAGUUCGUCGGUUUACAGCGACACGCAAAUUGAUGAGAAAGGAAUUUUCUUCCACAAUUAAACUGAUACUAGGUACACUGUAUACUUUAUUUGAUCAUGCCGAGGUCGUACGUUGAUAACGCAAUGAACAGGUCUCUUGGCCGUGUUGGUAUGACAGUAGGGAGUAUGCCAGUGUCAAAAGGUUCCAGUUCAAGUUACAGUAGUGGUGGAAAUGGCUAUAGAAGUUCUAGCAGAAACGACUACGGCUGUUCCAAAUCAUCGUAUAGUUCCAACACAUACGUUGACAAUGCCAUGAACAGGUCACUUGGUCGUGUUGGUAUGGCAGUAGGAAGUAUGCCGGUCUCUAAAGGUUCCGGUUACAGUUAUAGCAGAGAAAGUUAUAGCAGUUCAAGCAGGAAUGACUCAUCUUCAUACAGUUCUGACACAUACUCAAACAAAUCAAGAUAUUCCGGUGGAAGUGGAGGGGGUGAUAGAAAUGACAGUGUAAAUGACUCUGUCUUCUCAAGCACAAGGCACGAACAUGAUUCUUACGUUGACAAUGCAAUGAACAGAAAGCUAGAUCGGGUUGGGAAGCCAUUAGGAAGUAUGAAGGUAUCACGAAAAUCUGGUCAUUAUAGUCACAGUGGAGAUGAUGGUUUCAAUUUGGACGACUCUGUUUUCACCAGCAACUCGCCAGGUACUUCAGAUACAUAUGUGGACAAUGCUAUGAAUAGGAAGUACGGUCGAGUCGGGAUACCGUUAGGGAGUAUGCCUGUGUCGAGAGGUUCUAGCUAUGGUAGUGGAAAUGGAGAUGAACGGGUCAGCAGGAAAGACUCUGGAUUCUCAUCAUGCAGUUCAGAUACAUACUAUGACAAAGAUUAUAACAGAAAGAUAGGAAGAGAAGACCUACAAAGAAGGUCAACAACAUCGGUUGAUGAUAUAAAGUCAAAGGCUCUUGAUACACCCUCUAAGGUUAAAGCAUAUGUUGAUAAUACUUACAACAGAAAGUAUGAGAGAGUUGGUUUGCCAGUUGGAUCAAAAGUAAUAUCAAAACAGUCUGAGAGUACUACUCCAAGAUCAGACACUCAUCUUUCGUCAGAUUCUGACACUAAAGUAUGUAAAGACAACCCUAUGAACAGAAAAGUCGGUCGCGUUGGUAAACCACUGGGAAGCGCUGUGUUUUCACCUAAGGAAAAAAGUACAGAAGAAAAGGUAUAUAUGGAUACAAAGAUGAACAGGAACCUCGGACGUGUUGGAAAACCCCUUGGCAGCAUGCCUAUAGGAAAAAAGAGUUACACAACUAAGAAAGCAAGAGAUGUGAUUGGAAAGAUGAACAGAAAAGAGGUACAAGAUUGGGUUUAUGACAACCAGUACACAGACUAUGAUGUAUACAAACAGCAAGGAGAUGAUUUGAGAGACGCAAUGCUAGAAGCAUUGUAUCAUUUUAAUCGCUUCUUUGAAGAAAUGACUUGGAAAAUACAGACAAGCUCUACGGAGCCACCAAAGACAUCGUCACAAGUGCACGAAGAUUACAGGGGUAGAAAGAUUCCUUAUGUAGAGUUGAAGUUAGCUUCUAAAAUAGGAUGUGGAGGCUUUGGCGAAGUGUAUUUUGCAAAGUGGAAAGAAACUGUUGUCGCUGUUAAAAAACUGAAAGCAGAGUCGGUUUCAAAAAGAAGGCUGGAUGAUUUUGCACGAGAGAUGAUGUUGUACUGCCAGCUUGACCAUACAAAUAUAGUCAGAUUCAUCGGAGCUUGUGUCGAGAGGCCAAAUCUUUGCAUCGUCAUGGAGUAUAUGCAGAUGAGCUUAUUUGAAGCCAUUCAUAUUAGGGAAGAUAUAGAUUUCUCCGAGAUUGAUCGACUAAACAUCAUUCGAAGCACCUGCAGCGGUUUGAAAUAUCUUCACUCUCUGGACAUUGCCCAUAGAGACUUGAAAACAACAAAUGUUCUGGUGAAUUACUUGGACGGAGAGUUGGAAGUGAAGAUUACAGACUUCGGUCUGAGCAGCAUGAAAGGCAAUACACAAACGUCAUCUUCAUACAAAGGAGAAAUAAUCGGAACUCCUCGGUAUUCUGCACCUGAGAUUCUUCUUGGUACCAGAAGGCUCACUGUUGAAGAUUAUAAGAAAGCUGACAUCUAUUCUCUUUCACUCAUUAUAUUUGAAGUCGUUUUUGAGGAAGAGCCAUUUUAUGAUUUUGACAUUCAACAACUGGUCAGAUAUGUUGGGAGGUUCGGUAUAUCACCAGAGAUACCCAAGGAUAUCAAACCGACAAAAUGUGUUCAUAGAAUAAUGGAAUUUGCUUGGUGUAGUAAGCCUGAGGACCGACCUGAUAUCAACUAUGUAUAUGACGUGUUCCUUCUUCAAAAGAAAAUAUAUGAAGUUUGAACUGGUAACAAUGCUACUGGAUUGAUGUGUACAGAAAUUAGUUUGCAAUCUUACAGAUAGUUUUUGACGUUUGAAAGGAUUUGGAUGACGAAUAGCAUUAAAUAUUUAGUAAUUGUUGAAAGAUCUGUAUAUGAGAAGGACAAGAAACAUCUUUCGUUCAUGCAAGUAAUGCAGUGGUCUUUAGUAUUAAGUAGUAUCAUAGAAAUUUGUUAAAUGCUCAGGACAAAGGAACGUUAAAUUUGUGUUCAAACAGCUAGUGUGCGUACAUUACCGUAAAAUGUGUUUACUGACCAAAAAGAUAAAAUCAUGGACACAAUACCGGUCGGAGAUAAUAUAUAUUUGUUCCUUUUACUUGAAACAGUUUACAGUUCUAAAUGUAAGCGGAGAUUGUUUUUCACUAUCAAAGAACACUAAAGGUUGAAAUAUAGUAGAUAUCAUGUACCCAUUUGUGUGCAUUUUGACAUACAACUUACAUUUUGCUGAUUUUGCUGAAGCUCCGUUGGUACUUAAUGUAGAUGUAAUAUACUCAGCAUAUAUGUACAACGGCCAUGUUUCCUAUUUUGAACCAACAGAUUCAUGUAACUCUUAGUGGUCUGCAGUCAAUCAAAUACAGCCAUCCUACUUUACAGUUAAGACAUUUUCCUAACUUCCGUUAGCGAAAACAAAUUUAUAAGCAAUUUCAUACAUUUCCAUUUACUAUUUACAGGUAUCAUCUUACGUUUUGUUUACAGUUUGAUUAUUUUUUGUUCCUUAUUUCAAUUAUUUAGUUUGUUGUUUGCAGUUCAUGCACUAGAAAACUUCACAUUUUGCACAUGUUGAGAAUAAAGUUUUUUGGUAAAGCUCGAUAUAAUUAUUAUUUCUGAUUUUCUUUCACGAAAUAUGCACUGAAGCUUUUUUAUAUUAUAAAGUUCCAAAAUUGAUUCGAAUUAUGACAUAACUUAAGAUGUGCACCGCUCAGAUGGAUGAUGAUUUACAUUUACAAGUCUAACAGAACGCUACUAAGGAUCGAUUUUACUAGAGCAAUUAUCUCCCAGAUGUUUAAAAAGCAUUUUGUGAACGUGACGUUUGGUUUAAGUUUCUAGUAAAUGCAUGUUUCAAAUUAUUCCUGUAAAUUUCAAAUCCAUGCAUCAGCGAUUUUGAAUUACUGUCAGUGCUGAUCAGGAAUCAAACCUUGGACCUCUCUCACUUAAGACAGACACUCGCGUCGUCACAAAAGCAAGUGAAAUGGAGCACACUUAUACUCUACCCUUCUACAAGUAUCAUGCUUAACCUUUAGCCUGCUGUUGGCAAGUGAUUUUGCCUUUGCGACCAGUGCAGACCAAGAUCAGCCUGCACAUCCGUGCAGUCUGAUCAGGGUCUGCACUUUUCGCUAUUCAGUCAGUUAAUUUUCAGUAAACACUCCUUCGAAGAAUAAAUGGUAUUGCCCAAAUUGAAUGAUGGACCAAUCCAUUUUAGAAAUUUAGCAGGCUAACGGUUAAGAUUUGGUUAUGUCUUGUCAUUAGAGUACAAACUGUGAAAGAGAUUGAUAGUCAGAAAAAUAAGAUAUAUAGACUUAGUGAAAUUUCAAGCCAGACUUACUGUUCGUUAUAAAUAUGGUCUAAACUGUAUAAAGUAUCCUUGU
This is a messenger RNA of Mercenaria mercenaria, 4029 nucleotides long. RefSeq lists its product as uncharacterized. Gene Ontology annotation, biological process: protein phosphorylation. The transcript is spliced from 3 exons. The coding region runs from base 144 to 2408 and encodes 754 amino acids. Gene Ontology annotation, molecular function: protein kinase activity; ATP binding. The record is from RefSeq and is a predicted model, not a curated record. Lineage: Eukaryota; Metazoa; Mollusca; Bivalvia; Venerida; Veneridae.